Molecule: messenger RNA, 1870 nt
Organism: Dufourea novaeangliae
Lineage: Eukaryota; Metazoa; Arthropoda; Insecta; Hymenoptera; Halictidae
Product: nischarin
Exons: 3
Coding region: 268-1674 (468 amino acids)
Cellular component (GO): cytoplasm
Molecular function (GO): integrin binding; phosphatidylinositol binding; protein kinase binding
Source: RefSeq, a predicted model, not a curated record
GAAUCACUGUGAAUCACUGUCAAAGAUGUACAUUCGUAUGGAAUUGUUUUGCAUAGCGAGAGAAGGAUCAACGAAAAAGGCACGGCGGUAGAAUCAACGGAGUACGAUGCACCGAACGGAUAACACUCGUCCCUCCCUCUGACGUGAAACAGUCGAUAUUGACAGCUCUCACCUCGAUCCAGGAUAACCUCUCGGCCCGAUCGACAACACUGACAACUCCUCUGCCACGUACCAGCUCAACGAUCAGCAGGGCCAUUUCUCGACGGAAUGGCGUGUCUUUUGUUGAAUCAGGAAAAUGUUCAUAUUAAAAUACCAUCGGCGGACACUGUCGACGGUGUCACUUACUAUUGCAUCGAGGUUAGGAUUGCUUCCAUCAAGUGGACUGUAAAACACAGAUACAACGAGUUUGUAGAGCUUCACGACAAACUUGUCACAGAACACUGCGUUGAAAAGGACAUAUUGCCACCGAAAAAGUUGAUUGGCAACAAGUGCGAAGCCUUUGUAGAAAAACGUAGAUUGAACCUGGAAGUAUAUCUGAAUGCAGUCUACAACUAUUUGAAGAAAGCAAUGUCCCGAGAAUUGGCUGUAUUUCUGGAUUUGCACAUAUACGAUAUAUUUUUCCUGCUGCAGAGUAUGGCUUUAGAGUUUUUCACAGAAGGCAACAGUUUGCUACAAAAAUCUAAAACCUACAAAUUUAAUCCGCUACAGUUAUAUGCGAUCAGCGAAAGAUUGAAACAACCUUGUCCACCAUUGGAAGUAGUUGACAAAAAGUUUGACUUUAGCCAUAUAUUGGACUUCAAUUCCCAUUUAACUGGUCUUGAGAUCGAAGGUAGUCUAGAGCCCUACAAAACCAGCAAUAUUUACACGUCCACGCUUUCGAUCGAACUAUCGAGCUUUAAAAAUAUAGAGGAAUUAACGAUUAAUAGGUAUCCCGUGGACAAGAUAUAUCAUAUGGGCAAUCUUCGAGAUACGGUCGUACAUUUAGUAGUAAACAACACGAAACUCCGAAACAUCGUCGAGUUCGCAAUGUGCGAGGAGGUGCAUAAAAUUAUCGAGAAUGCGAACGAUUCUCACGUCUGGGUGAGAGUGACCCAUCUAGAUCUCAGCGACAAUCGAAUAGAAAUCAUUGACGAAGCAAUUAAAUUGUUGCCGCAUAUAGAGUGUCUAAUGUUAAAUAACAAUCUUCUCUCCGAAAUAUCGAACAUCACCUGGUUACCGAGAUUGUCCCAAUUGUACCUAGCGUCGAACAACUUUACGACUCUACCGGACGAUUUGCAUACGAAACUCGGUUACAUCGUGUACAUCGACCUGUCGCAGAACAAGUUAACUUCCUUAUCAAGUUUCUCGAAAUUAUAUUCGCUGGAGGGCCUGGACGUAAGUUGCAAUCGCAUCGAGAAGAUCGAGGAGGUGAAAAACAUCGGGCAUUUGCCUUGUUUGGAGAACCUGAGACUAACCGGCAAUCCAGUUUCAACGAUCGUCGAUUACAGAGUAAAAGUGUUGGAACCGUUCGGUAAGAGAGCGGCAGAUAUUUGUCUGGACAAUGAGAAACCUAACCAAAAGGAACUAGACACGGUCUCCGUUCAUCAGGCGCUUCGCAUCGCCAGAGAGGGUAAAUCGCCAACGUUCACAGCAUCGGACGCGCCCCUUUUUUCCGCGGAAAUCCCAAGCGUAUAGAACAACAUAAAGUUUAAAUUCGAGACAAUAGACUUUCCGCGCAAGGAACACUUUGAUACGAAUUUUUGUGAUUAACUUGAGGCCCGUCUUUGAGAAGAACAGGAAAUUUUAUGAAAAGUCGAGGAUAGAUAUCUUUAUCGCAUUCUGUUUACGAGAUGAUAAAGAUUGUAAAGACGAACAAAUUGAUUUUCAUGUG